This is a messenger RNA of Cucurbita maxima (winter squash), 2594 nucleotides long. Its product is annotated as golgin candidate 3-like. Gene Ontology annotation, molecular function: small GTPase binding. Gene Ontology annotation, biological process: Golgi organization; endoplasmic reticulum to Golgi vesicle-mediated transport. Bases 249 to 2594 code for a protein of 781 amino acids. NCBI's taxonomy places the organism in Eukaryota, Viridiplantae, Streptophyta, Magnoliopsida, Cucurbitales, Cucurbitaceae. The record is from RefSeq and is a predicted model, not a curated record. The transcript has 15 exons. Gene Ontology annotation, cellular component: Golgi apparatus.
AGUAGUGCAGUUGACGACGAACGAUUCAUAUUGUCUAAACGUUUCAGAAGGCAGAGAAAACCAAAAUCGUGUUCGAAACAAAAUACGUUUCGUCAUCACCAACUUACAGACUCAGAUCUCCAAAUUUCAUUUCUCCAUCUGAUUUCCUCUCCAGUUCUUGCAAAAAUUUGGUGCAAAAUCCUAUUAUUUUGAUCGUAUACCGGGAUUUAGGAGCCAUUUCUGGUUUCUGGGGUUCUGGUGUUUGAAUAAUGUGGAGCUCGAUAGCUAAUUUUAAAGAGAAUUUGAAUAAGAUAGCUCUCGAUGUGCACCACGACGAUGACGAAGAGGAAUUCGCGAUUUAUGGCUCCAAUGGAGGGGAUGGUGAUGUCUCUGCUUCUGAUCGGAGGAACUCGCAUAGCUUUGCUCAUUCGAAUUCGGUGACGCGGUCGCCGAUUACGAAUGGGAUUGAGGAUGCUCGUCACCCUGAGAUUGAAAAAUACAAAACGGAAAUUAAGAGGCUUCAGGAAUCUGAGAGGGAUAUUAAAUCAUUAUCAAUGAAUUAUGCUGCUUUGCUAAAGGAAAAAGAGGAGUUAAUCUUACGAUUGAACAAGGAAAAUGGCUGGCUAAAACAAAAUUUGGACGCCACAAAUUCACCUAGAGAUGAAAGUUCCAAAUCAUCAGCAAAUGGAACUAAUGAUGUGAAGGGAAGUGAUCAAUCACCUAGCCAACUGCGUAGAGGGAAGAACCGACGUAAUGGUAUUAUAUCUAAGCAGGAUGGAAUUACUAAUGGAGCUUCACACUCUGGAAAACUUGAUCACCAAUGUAAGAUGAUACCAGAACAUUCAACUUCACGGGUAAAGGAUACGGAGCUUGCGGAUUUGCAAGAAGGGAAUAUUGGAUCACCACAAGAUGCGCAAGCUACUCUUGAGAUGAAACAAUCAAGGAAGGAGCUUCAUCAAGAACGGGGACAGUUAGCAGAUAUGCAACUAAGAUUACAAGAGGAGCAAAAAUUGAACAAAAAGUUCCAGGAAGAGUUGAGCUCUCUGAUGAUGAACAAGGACAAAGCAUCUUUGGAGAUGAGCAACAUUCUAAGAGAACUUAAUGAGAAGAAAUUAGAAGUAAAGAAGUUGCAUGUUGAGUUGAAUAGAAGAGAGAAUACGAAGUCUGAUGAUAAUGUGGAGGCAUUGAAGAGAUUAGUUGCAAAAUUGGAGAAAGAAAAGAGUACUCUGGAGAUGGAAAAAAAUGAACUUAAAGAUACAUUGGAAAAGCGCCGAAAAUCCUCAAGUGUUGAAAGCCCAUCAAGUUCUUUAGAAAAGGCGAAUCGGCACCUAAGUGGUUCUAGUGAGAAAUUAGGCCCAUUUGGAAUUCCCCCCGGAAAAGAAGAUACGGAUCUAACAUUGCAAAAAUUGAAGGAAGAUUUGAAGGAUAUACAGCAAGAGAGAGACAAAGCAGUGCAUGAACUAUCACGUCUCAAGCAGCAUUUAUUGGAAAAGGAAUCUGAGGAGUCAGAAAAGAUGGAUGAAGAUAACAGAAUUAUUGAAGAACUUCGGAAAAAUAAUGAACAUCAAAGGGGCCAGAUAUUGCAUUUAGAGAAAGCAUUGAGUCAGGCAAUUGCAACUCAGGAGGAGGUUGAGAUGUAUACGAAUAAUGAACUCCAGAAAUCUAAGGAACUUAUUGAAGACCUUAACAGAAAAGUUGCAAACUAUAUGAGUAUUAUAGAUUCCAAGAAUAUUGAACUUUUGAAUCUUCAAACUGCACUCGGCCAGUACUAUGCAGAAAUUGAAGCUAAGGAACACUUGGAGAGUGAUUUGGCUCGGGAAAGAGAAGAAGAAGCUAAAUUGUCUCAAAUGUUAGAAUUGGCUAACCAAAGAGAGGAUGCAUUAAAGAAGGAGAAGGAAGAAAUUUUGGCAAAGCUUUCAUUUUCUGAAAGUGCAUUGGUAGAAUGGAGAAGCAGAGUAAAUAAACUUGAGGAAGAUAAUUCAAAGCUGCGCCGCGCACUUGACCAGAGUAUGACAAGGCUGAAUAGGAUGUCAGUGGAUUCAGAUUUUCUUGUUGACAGGCGUAUUGUGAUCAAAUUACUGGUGACGUACUUCCAGAGAAAUCACAGCAAAGAGGUCUUGGAUCUUAUGGUCCGUAUGCUUGGAUUUUCUGAAGAUGACAAGCAGAGGGUAGGAGCUGCUAGACAAGGUCCAAGCAAGGGCGUUGUACGUGGAGUUUUGGGCCUCCCUGGUCGCCUGGUGGGUGGGAUUUUGGGGGCAAGCUCUGCGGAGAUGCCUGCUGAUAUGGCAUCGGAUAAUCAGUCCUUUGCAGAUUUGUGGGUUGAUUUUCUCCUCAAGGAAACUGAAGAAAGAGAGAAAAGAGAAGCCGAGGCAAGCCUCAGGCUUCAGGAAAAACCCCAACUCAGCAGUCCGAAUGUUGGCGCUACUGGUCCAAAUGGUUCGACAUCUGAUUCUUCUUCAAGAUCACCUUUUCCUUCACAUCUUCAAUCAACUAACCGUCCCUUUGGUGGUGGUGAUAUUCGGCUUUCAAGACAUCACUCGGAUUCUGAGUUCUCAACAGUAACUCUCACAUCAUCUGAGAACACUUGUAAUUCUAGACCGCUCCCAAAAUACUGA